Hyaloscypha bicolor E is the source of this 919-nucleotide messenger RNA. RefSeq lists its product as uncharacterized. The transcript has 5 exons. NCBI's taxonomy places the organism in Eukaryota, Fungi, Ascomycota, Leotiomycetes, Helotiales, Hyaloscyphaceae. The record is from RefSeq and is a predicted model, not a curated record. The coding region runs from base 97 to 858 and encodes 253 amino acids.
AGCUGUCGCAAAAGUGGAGCCAGUGCAGGGAGAGAAGGAAGAGAAAGGGCCUACACCGCCGACAGACCCGGAAUCGGUGCCAACCACUCUCUUGAGAUGAGAACAAGUGAGAAAGGAGCCGAACAAAAGGUGCCUUCUUGUACUCUCCGAAACCAGCCGUGGAUCCAGUGGUAUUCAAAUCUAUUGCGUCGAUUGUCCCAGUGCCCCCUGAAAGUACCUGACGGCGAAUCCAUCUUCACCACUUUUUCGAAUUUUCUGAGGCAUAUUGACACUGUGAACCACAGGGCUCAGCUGAAAAGGAGAGUGCAAUUGCUACGAAACAUCGACUUGGAUCUGAGCUGUCGGUUUGCUGGCUCUGGCGUGCAUAUCGCAGCGAACAACCUUGGCACUCCUUUUCCGCACAUUUCCUGUCGUCUAUGCCCAAGCUGGGAUCCAAAAAUUGGCUUCGGGGCGAAUAUUACGGCUGUUUUAUCUGCCAUCCAGAUACAUGUGACAUCUAGUGGGCAUUCAGGUGGCACCAAGGCGGGCGACAAAGCAGACACGAUGGGUCCACGGAUUGCACCGAUUCCUAAGAAAGCACUCACCCGGCUUCUUACGCUCCAAGAGCCCGAGCGCAGCUUCCAGUGGCUCCAGUCUCUGUCCGAAGAAGACCUAGAGGGGGAGAUUAUUCAAAUUGCUCUCUGGGCAGCAUAUCAACCCUGCUUUGAUAAAGCAGAUGUACCUCUUCUACGCGCCGCUGAUUUUAUCAAAAACCUUGCGACAACUUUUCAGAUAAUGCUACCCUGCAAGUUGUAUCGGGAGCGGACAAAAACAAUGAACCUCAAACCUCCGGAAUACAGAACAAGAAAUCCGCAAUAGCCUCUGUCAGUAUGGUUGGGCCGAUUGUUGAAUCAAUUCAAAGCAAGAAGCACCCUCCCCC